CUCUCUCUAGUUGAACAAUCAUUUGCUUCGGUGAGAAGAGGAAGAAGAACGAGGUUAAAAUGUCUCUGAACGUUCCGGGCCUGAUCGUCAUGGCGAUCUUCUACUUGCUGAUCCUAGGCACGGGGAUCUGGGCCUCAAUGCGCUCCAAGAAGGUGGAGAGGAAGUGUACAGGGUCGGACGGGAUGGAGAUCACGCUGCUCGCCGGACGCAACAUCAACCUGCUGGUGGGGAUCUUCACUCUGACUGCUACGUGGGUUGGAGGAGGGUUUAUCCUGGGUAUAGCGGAGGCUGUCUACAACCCUACCCUGGGUCUGGUCUGGGCUCUGAUGCCAGUCCCCUACGUACUCACCUUCUUCCUGGGUGGUUUUUUCUUUGCCAAGCCAAUGAGGGAAAACAAGUACGUGACGAUGAUGGAUCCAUUCCAGAUAAAGUAUGGCAACGUCCUGAGCAGCCUGCUCAUCUUCCCAGCGCUCAUUGCAGACGUCCUGUGGGUCGCUAGGACGCUGGUCAGCCUAGGUGGCACUAUGAGUGUGAUUCUGGACCUGCCCUAUGUCUACUCCAUCUGUAUCAGCUCUGUGGUGGCCAUCGUCUACACUCUACUGGGAGGACUCUACUCUGUAGCCUACACCGAUGUCAUCCAGCUCAUCCUCAUCUUCCUCAGUCUGUGGAUCUGUGUGCCAUUUAUGAUGACCAACCCAAACUCAAUGGACAUCACUCUGACCGCAUUCAACGAGACGUUCCAGGCCCCCUGGGUCGGCAAGCUGGAGCUUAGAGACGCGGGGAAGUGGAUUGACGACUUCAUGGUCCUGGCUCUGGGAGGCCUGGCCUAUCAGGCCUUCUACCAGAGGAUCCUAUCAGCGUCGUCCUACACCCAGGCUCAGGUCACCUGCUUCGCCUCCUCAGCUUUCUGCCUGGUGCUGGGCAUCCCGUCUGUCUUGGUGGGGGCUGUCGCUGCAUCCACAGACUGGAACCUGACUAGCUAUGGUUCUCCGACCCCAUACGAGCGUGGCCAGGCCGGGUCCAUCCUCCCCAUCGCCCUGCAAUACCUCACCCCCUCCUACGUCUCCAUCAUCGGCAUCGGGGCCGUCUCUGCCGCCGUGAUGUCAUCCAUGGACUCCGCCCUCCUCAGCUCCGCCUCCAUGUUCUCCUCCAACAUCUACAAGAACAUCAUCAGGAAUCAGGCCUCAGACAGGGAGAUACAGUGGGUGAUCCGUACCUCGGUGGUGGUGUGUGGCCUGGCGGGGACGGCCCUGACCUUCCUGGAUAACAGUGUUCUGGUUUUCUGGCUGGUGGGCGUCGACAUGUCAUACACAAUCAUGUUCCCACAGCUGGUCUGUGUCCUCUUCUUCAAGGUGUCCAACGGCUACGGUGCCAGUGUGGGGUAUCUCCUAGCGUUGGUCCUCCGUAUCCUGAGUGGGGAACCCCUCAUCAACCUUCCCCCUGUCAUCCACUUCCCUGGGUUCAGGAAGGACGCGGAGGGCGUGAUGACCCAGUUCUUCCCGUUCCGUACCACCAUCAUGUUGACGUCUCUCUGCUCCAUCCUCGUCGCCUCCGGCGUCACCUCCGACAUCUUCAACAAGGGCCUGCUGUCGGAGAGGUGGGACGUGUUUCAGAUCAAGAGGUCGCAGGCCAAAGUGACAGCGCUGACCAGGGUGAAGAAAGAAGAGAGUAAAAAGGACUGUGUGGAGGCCAAGGAGGCGGUGGUGAACAAGCAGCUUCUGGACACCAGCUGCUGGACAGAGGGGGACGAUGGAAACUGAGGAAGGCCAUGGGUGGAUUGAGUGGGUGAGCAUCACAGGAGGCUGCUGAGGGUCCAUGUUGAGGCAAAGUGUUUUGUUUGGUCGGGCGGACAUUUUGUGUUUCUGCUGAGGACUCGAAGGAUUUUGGAGACGGGAGGAUGGUCGAAAAACACGCAACAACAACAACAACAACAACAACAGAAAGAACACCCAUUAUGACAUCAUAAAGCAUUGUGUUGCUGGUAAAAAAAAAUGGCCAGACACUCUGCAGUUUCCAGUGAACCGGGCUAGUUACACAAAAACAAUGUCGCGAAGACCAACGGCAGCUCUGGGAGAAACGACAUUUCCUAUUCCACAAGGGGUGGAGUUUUAUUUUGUCUGACUUUCUUUAUUGCGACAAAUGAUCGAAACUGUGUUUUUUUUUUCAAAUCAACGAUGAUUUUGCCGAAUAACUUUGAGAAGGUACACGGGGCACGUGAUGUCAUCACACAACUAUAAAGCAGUUUAUACCCUACGGUUCUAAAUGCCUACUGCUUGCUAAAUCUAUUUUUAAACUACAACGUGUUUUAAAUGUUUAUUUGCAGGGAAAAGGAUUGUCUUGACUUUCAAAAAUGCCUGAAUUGCCCUCGCUUUGCUUUUCUGAUUGGCUGGAUGCAAGUUUCACCAUCCAAUUAUUACAGAUCUACAGGAGAGGACGUUUCACCGUGGCAACAACUAGGCACAUGAGAAUGAUUCACAUAUGGCAACUAUUAGUCAAUUCUCACGCAAAAUGUGUUGUUGUAGGUGUGACCUCACUACGUCCAGUUGUUAUCAACACAAGACAUUUGAAUGGAAACACACCUUAACAGGCAUCUGUCUUCUAGUCCAACUUUCUACAUCUCGACAAAAGUUCACGGACAUUUUUUUUGUGUGUGUUUGUUUGUUUUGUGGGUCAGUUUUGACACUGUGAUUUGGGGGGUGAAGGGUAGAGACUGAGAAACAACUAUCCGAUUGAUCCUCUCUGAAUAUAACUUUUAUACUGUAACUCUGGCUCCCUAGUGGCUGUAUCGCAUCCGGCCGUGAUUGGACGGCACUCAGUUGUCCCAGCGCCGUCCGGGUUUGGCCGGGGGAGGCCGUCAUUGUAAAUAAGAAUUUGUUAAUUGUUAAUUGUUCUUAACUGACUUGCCUAGAUACUCCUCUCCACCCCCCCCCCUCAUCUUUCUCCUUCACCUCAUCCCCUCUACUCCCCUUUUUCACUCUUUUUCACUUCCACUCUCUCCCCUUCUCUGGCCAGAUUCAGCAAUGCAAACAAAACCUUUCUCUGUUUUCUAAGAGGUUUUUGUAGUAUAGUUGUGUUCUAUGGUUCUAUAUGCAGAGCUGUGGUUUACAUGGAGGUCCAGCCUCUUUUUGUUUGUGUGUUUUUUAUUUUCAUUUUAAUACCAAACAAAGUGUUGUACAGAGAGAACCUCUCUAUUUCUGAACUCCAAAUGUACAAGCCCCUAAUUCCUAGGGCCCUACACCCUUUAAACUAGGGCCCUACACCCUUUAAACUAGGGCCUUACACCCUUUAAACUAGGGCCCUACACCCUAGCCCCUUUAAACUAGGGCCCUACACCCUAGCCCCUUUAAACUAGGCCCCUACACCCUAGCCCCUUUAAACUAGGCCCCUACACCCUAGCCCCUUUAAACUAGGGCCCUACACCCUAGCCCCUUUAAACUAGGCCCCUACAGUCUAGCCCCUUUAAACUAGGCCCCUACACCCUAGCCCCUUUAAACUAGGCCCCUACAGUCUAGCCCCUCUAAACUAGGGCCCUACAGUCUAGCCCCUUUAAACUAGGCCCCUACAGUCUAGCCCCUUUAAACUAGGCCCCUACACCCUAGCCCCUUUAAACUAGGCCCCUACAGUCUAGCCCCUCUAAACUAGGGCCCUACAGUCUAGCCCCUUUAAACUGGGCCCCUACAGUCUAGCCCCUUUAAACUAGGCCCCUACACUCUAGUCCCUUUAAACUAGGCCCCUACAGUCUAGCCCCUAUGCCUUAGCUUCUACUACUUAACCCCUACAUCUUAGCCCCUAGAUGUCAAACUCAUUCCACGGAGGGCAGAGUGUCUGCAGGGUUUCGUUGCUGCCUUGUACUUGACUGAUGAAUUAAGGUCACUAAUUAGUAAGGAACUCCCCUCACCUGGUUUCCGAGGGCUUAAUUGAAAGGAAAAACCUAAAACCAGCAGACAACGAGGCCCUCCAGAGAAUGAGUUUGACACCCCUGUCCUAGACACUCCUAUGGAUCUCAUAUCAGCAUCACGGUGACGCUUUCAUCUGGCCUUUUUAUGAUUGGCUGGGUGGAACUGUCACCCUAAUGCUUCCACCAAUCAGAUCCUCUCAGAUCUACAGUAGUGGCCAGGAGGGAGGGGCUACAGUGCCUGAUUUGGAAUUCAGAAUGUUUGAGUGACAGUUGUAGAAGGGGUCUAUUAUAUUGUUUCCUUGAUUUCAUUGGAAAUACAUUUUCACUUUACCUGACAUUGACUGUAUCACAAAGCGACACCAUAUGUAUGUGUAUGUAUGUAUAUGUAUAUGUGUAUAUAUAUAUAUAUAGCACCAGUCAGACAUUUUGGACACACCUACUCAUUCAAGAGUGUUUUCUUUAUUUGCACUAUUUUUGUCAUUGUAGA
Molecule: messenger RNA, 4385 nt
Organism: Oncorhynchus gorbuscha (pink salmon)
Lineage: Eukaryota; Metazoa; Chordata; Actinopteri; Salmoniformes; Salmonidae
Product: high affinity choline transporter 1-like
Exons: 9
Coding region: 60-1760 (566 amino acids)
Biological process (GO): choline transport; transmembrane transport; acetylcholine biosynthetic process
Cellular component (GO): plasma membrane
Molecular function (GO): choline:sodium symporter activity
Source: RefSeq, a predicted model, not a curated record